Juglans microcarpa x Juglans regia is the source of this 1755-nucleotide messenger RNA. RefSeq names its product AT-hook motif nuclear-localized protein 6-like. Bases 486 to 1499 code for a protein of 337 amino acids. Gene Ontology annotation, molecular function: minor groove of adenine-thymine-rich DNA binding. The transcript has 6 exons. The record is from RefSeq and is a predicted model, not a curated record. NCBI's taxonomy places the organism in Eukaryota, Viridiplantae, Streptophyta, Magnoliopsida, Fagales, Juglandaceae.
UAUGAUUUUUUUAUUUUUAUUUUUUCAUUUUCCACUUUAUUUAUUUCUCCUCCUUUUCCUUCAAACUAAUUCUGCUAUCACUUUUCAAUAAUUUUUGUUCCUAAAAUUUAUGAUUUUUUCCCUGUAAUUCUUGCAAUUUUUGGUGAAAUUCGGUGCCCCCAUUGAAUUCCUCUGCAUUCUCUGCAAUGGCGGAGAAUUAAGCCACAGAGCUUUGUCUGUGACUCGGAGCAAACCCAUUUGCAGGAAUUGUAGUUUUGGGCUUUUGAUAUUAAGCACUCCAAUUAGGGUUUUAGGUUUUUGGGAAGGUUUUCGGAAAAGAUUAACAAAAUUCAACGUUUUUGCAAUCGUUUUCACAUUUCCGGGUGUUUUAUUUAGGGAAGCUUGUAUCUGUAGCGGGUUGGCUUCAGUUUGUUUAGGGUUCUAAGGGCUGUGAAGUUUUUGGAAAGUUUUGGGUUUUUGUUUCUGCCAUUUACUUCUGUAUAUCUAUGGAGGAGAAAGAGAGCUCUGGUUCUGGGGUUACCGUGAGAGUUGAUGAGGCUCCAGAGAGCUACCGUAUAGAUCCAAAGACUGAAAUCCCGACCCAAUUAGGCGGGGGUCCCACAAUGGCAGCUACUGCUACGGCUAUGGCUGUCUCGCCUGGUACAGGAAUGAAGAAGAAGAGGGGCAGGCCUAGGAAGUAUGGUGCUGAUGGGACCGGUACUCUGGCACUGUCUCCGAUGCCGAUUUCGUCCUCGAUACCACUUACCGGUGAGUUCUCAGCUUGGAAAAGAGGUACUUGUAGGGGGCGGCCCACGGAAUCAGUCAAGAAGUCACAUAAGUACGAGUAUGGAAGCUCAGGUGAGAGAAUUGCAUACUCCGUUGGUGCAAAUUUUACUCCCCAUGUGCUCACAGUUAAUGCUGGCGAGGAUGUUACAAUGAAGGUUAUGUCCUUCUCUCAACAAGGAUCCCGGGCCAUAUGCAUUCUUUCUGCAAAUGGUACAAUUUCAAAUGUUACACUUCGUCAACCUGCUUCUUCAGGGGGUACUUUAACAUAUGAGGGUCGUUUUGAGAUACUUUCCUUGUCUGGAUCAUUUAUGCCUACCGAGAAUGGAGGAACAAAAAGCCGAUCUGGUGGGAUGAGUGUCUCUUUGGCUGGACCAGAUGGUCGAGUGAUGGGUGGAGGACUUGCUGGUCUCUUAGUGGCUGCUGGUCCUGUGCAGGUUGUUGUGGGCAGUUUUCUACCAGGACACCAGCAAGAACAGAAGCCCAAGAAGCAGAGAAUUGAACCUAUAUCAACUGUGAUCCCUGCCCUUCCCAAUCCUCUCCGUGUUGAAGAAACAAAAGGAGUCUAUGGGGGAGAAAAAGCCAUUUUGAAAUCUUUCACACCCUUGCAUGGCGACAGUUCAGCUUGUCUUAACCCGAUUCAGGGCUUUAGGAGCUUGGCUGCCGACAUUAAGACCUCUAUGCCUGAAGAAGAAUCUAAAGGCGCCAGCCAAAUGAAGUGUGAGGUUUCUUGUUGAUCAUGUUCACUCCUUGUGUGCGGGUUGUCUUGCCUGUUAUCUGUAGACACUACGAGGAUUAGGCUCACCCAAAUUUGUUUGACAGAUAUAUAAACUUCAUGGGCUAUCUACUUAAGGACAAACUAGGAUUCAAUAUGGUGUUCGUUUUAACCCCCAUAAUUCUACCUUCUAAUUAGACGUUAGGUAGGACUUCUAAUAUGAUCAGGCUUGUAUUGUGGAGCUCUUGUCAUCAUGUAUUUUUCUAGUGUUGUGUUAA